This is a messenger RNA of Ilex paraguariensis (yerba mate), 1839 nucleotides long. The record is from the annotation of a GenBank genome assembly. NCBI's taxonomy places the organism in Eukaryota, Viridiplantae, Streptophyta, Magnoliopsida, Aquifoliales, Aquifoliaceae.
AUGAGGGAUAUUCUUGCCUCUACAAUCAACCCAUCGGCCAGAUUCAAUCCCUCGAAGCUCAUUUUGAACACCCAAAACAUCCUUAUGGGAAGGAGGUGCACCAACCUGAGGUCCUUCAGGCAAAUCCAUGCUCAAUUAAUCAUAUCUGGUGUCAUUCAUGACGAUUUUAUAGUGAACAAAGUUGCCGAAUUAUUUGGGAAAUCUGUUGAAUUUGUAGAUUAUGCAUGUAAUUUUUGGAAUAAACACGGUUCCUUCUCAAAUUUACUUCCAUUUAACACCAUCAUUGCUGGUUUUGCUGGAGGUAAUAGGCCAGAAGCAACAGUUUUGGUUUAUAGACAAUUAAUUCGACGCGGGGUUUUGCCGGAUAUGUAUACUUUCCCAGCAGUUUUGAAGUCUUGUAGGAAUUUUUUGGGCUUUGCAGAGGGUAAACAGAUACAUGGGGUGGGUGUAAAGAUGGGUUUUUGGUGUGAUCUCUAUGUUCAAAACUCGGUUCUUCAUUUAUAUAGUGCCUGUGGUCAAUGCAGUGAUGCAAGUAGAGUGUUUGAUGAGAUGCUUGUGAGAGAUGUGGUGUCAUGGACCAGUUUGAUAUCUGGAUAUGUGAGAGCAGGGUUGUUUUACGAUGCUAUUCGUGUGUUUUUUAAAAUGGAUGUGAAGCCAAAUAUAGCUGCUUUUAUUAGUGUGCUUGUGGCUUGUGGGCGACUUGGGCAUGUGAAUUUGGGAACGAUCAUUCAUGGGUUGAUUUUGAAGCAUGGAUUUGGAAUGGGUUUGGUGGUAAACAAUGCUCUAUUGGACAUGUAUGUCAAGUGUGCAUGUUUAUGUGAGGGAAAACAACUAUUCAACGAGCUCCCAGAAAUAGACAUCGUUUCCUGGACUUGUAUGAUAAGCGGAUUGGUGCAAUGUAAGGCUCCAGAGGAGGCUCUCGAACUGUUUAGUGCUAUGCAAAAGUCAGGUGUGGAACCAGAUAAGGUUAUACUUACCAGUGUGCUCUCAGCUUGUGCAAGCCUUGGAGCUCUUGAUUAUGGUAGAUGGGUCCAUGAGCACACAGACCGCAAGGGAAUCAAAUGGGAUAUUCACAUUGGAACUGCCAUGGUUGACAUGUAUGCAAAAUGUGGUUGUAUAGAGUUGGCAUUACAGAUAUUCAAUGGGAUGUCUUGUAGGAAUGUCUUUACAUGGAAUGCCUUGUUGGGCGGUCUAGCUAUGCAUGGACAUGGCCAUAAGGCACUUGAGCAUUUUGACCAAAUGGUUAGAAUUGGGAUAAGGCCCAAUGAGGUGACAUUUCUUUCCAUUUUAACAGCUUGUUGCCAUUCUGGUUUGGUUGACGAAGGUCGUGAGUACUUCUAUCAGAUGAUAAGUCAUGAUUAUAAUCUCUCCCCCAAGUUAGAACAUUAUGGAUGUAUGGUUGAUUUGCUAUGUAGGGCUGGUCUUCUAGAUGAAGCUCAGGAGAUCAUUAGGAGAAUGCCUAUGCCACCUGAUGUGCUCAUAUGGGGAUCUCUUCUUAGUGCUUGCAAGGCCAAUGAAAAUUUGCUCUCCCAUGAUGUACUGGAUCGCCUCCAUGAGCUUGAGUCAGAAGAUAGUGGUGUUUAUGUUCUUUUGUCAAACAUAUAUGCUACUAAUGAAAGAUGGGAUGCUGUUUCGACAAUGAGGAGGUUGAUGAAAGAAAAAGGUAUAAGAAAGACCCCUGGAUCAAGUGUUAUAGAGGUGGAUGGUAAGGCUCAUGAAUUUAUCUUUGGAGAUACAACGCAUCCUCAAAGUGAGGAUAUUCAUGCACUGCUAUACAUUUUUGCUAAUCUAGAACAUCCGGAAGUGCAUUAUUCUUGCCCAUUUUUAUUAGGUGAGUAA